CAGCGGACGAGUCUGAGGAGCUUUAGCUCUUUGGAUGGGGUUUCGUCCUGUGUUCAACUACCCAGCACCCCUGAUUUCGUUCGGGGAGUGUAUGAGUUUCGUCUCGGGUGGUUUCGUCCUUGCAACCAUGAGCUGUGUCUUUUAAACGAAUUCUGGGAUAGUUCUAUGUUGCUACAAAAACGGAAGCUUACAACUAUUGCUGAACGCACGGCACUGUUGGAGGAGCAUACAACAAAUGUUAUGGCUUCGACGUUCAAACAAGAUCUGAUUGUGCGAGAGGAGUUUAUAAAACAAGAACGAAAUAAGUUUGCGAGACGCCUAGAGGAGACAAACCUGUCGUACAAAAGUCAAGAAAAGUCCGACGAUUAUUUCAUGCCUAUCCGUAAACCAAAACGGAAAAUAUAUUUAUCGUUACGAAAGAAUAAAGAGUCGGCUGAUUCGGCUGUAUCUAAGAAGGCCAAAACCACGAAGGAAAUGCCAUAUCAUCAGCAGGAGUAG
Messenger RNA from Acaulospora morrowiae, 498 nucleotides. The record is from the annotation of a GenBank genome assembly. Lineage: Eukaryota; Fungi; Glomeromycota; Glomeromycetes; Diversisporales; Acaulosporaceae.